Spea bombifrons (plains spadefoot toad) is the source of this 820-nucleotide messenger RNA. RefSeq names its product stathmin 1 (gene STMN1). Gene Ontology annotation, cellular component: cytoplasm; neuron projection. Bases 81 to 521 code for a protein of 146 amino acids. The transcript has 5 exons. Lineage: Eukaryota; Metazoa; Chordata; Amphibia; Anura; Pelobatidae. The record is from RefSeq and is a predicted model, not a curated record. Gene Ontology annotation, molecular function: tubulin binding. Gene Ontology annotation, biological process: regulation of microtubule polymerization or depolymerization; neuron projection development; microtubule depolymerization.
GCUGGUGCUGAGAGCGCGCAUGGUAUUCAGAGGCAGCGCGACAGCUAAUCGUACAAGAUUUACCAGUUGAGCACACCACAAUGGCGGAUGCAGACAUUAAAGUAAAGGAGCUGGAAAAGCGUGCUUCAGGUCAGGCGUUUGAGCUCAUUCUAAGUCCCCCAUCUGCUGAUGCUGCUCCUCCAGAUCUUGCCAUUGCCUCUCCCAAAAAAAAGGAAUGUUCACUAGAGGAAAUUCAGAAGAAGCUGGAAGCUGCAGAAGAAAGACGAAAGUUACAUGAGGCUGAAAUACUGAAGCAACUAGCUGAAAAGCGAGAGCAUGAGAAAGAGGUUCUUCAAAAAGCUAUUGAAGAGAAUAACAACUUCAGCAAAAUGGCAGAAGAAAAGUUGACCUCUAAAAUGGAAACCAACAAAGAAAAAAGAGAAGCUCAAAUGGCUGCCAAGCUGGAGAAGUUGCGUGAAAAGGAUAAGAAAUUGGAAGAGAUCCGAAAAGGAAAAGAGUGCAAAGAUGCCACUGAAAACUGAAUCUCACUGUGUGAAACUGACCCAGCAGUGCUUAGCGGUUUAUUGUCAGUGUUCCUUCCCCUUUAUUUGUCCUGAUGUAGAUGGUUAAACUGUGCCCUGUUUGCCUGUAUGAUGAGGAAUUGUAUAUAUUCACUUACCCGGUUUUCUUACCUGUGCUUGUUUCAGUGGUACUGUUCAGGAAAGUUUAGGUGUGGGAUUUUCUUGUAUUGUUAUACUGUUGUCAGACUGUUACAUAUUGCACUUAAAUCUCUCAUUCUGCCUAUUUAAUAGUUUGUCUUAAUAAAACAAUUUGUCAGAAA